AGUCGUCGUCGUAGUAGUGGCAUUGUAUCGUUCGUCUGCCUGCACCAAUUUCCAGGAAAUUCUAGUGGAGGGUAUUUUUCUCAAAACGCGCUGCUAAAUCACGUCAGUUUCCACUGUGCCUGUGCAUUAAGUGCUCGGAGUUGAAAAAAAAAUGCUUGGGAUUGAUUUAGAUGGGGUUUGCAGCCUCUUGAGUGCAUGAUGCGCUGUGGAAUCAGGUUAAGGUAGUUUUGCCUUCCAUCAGUCAUUUCUUUGUAGCUUUGAGCCCUGCUGGUUCCGGUGGCUGGUUGCUGUCUGACAAUUGAUGCAAACUCUCAGGUUACCGAUUCCUCCUGCGACCGAGUGUCUCUCAGUCUCGUGACUGCGUUUGCCCCGGAUUUAAUGGAUCGUUAAUGGGUCCCAUCACUUUAUAGCGCAGCCCAGUUUCUGUUACAUUUUAUUCUGUUGUUGAUUUUCAGCCGACGCGCAAAGCCGUCACAGAAGCUGUCAGGUUGCAGUAAAUACAGCGUCUAAGCUCGGACUCUGGGCGAAAAUGGCGAAAUAAUUCUUCUUGUGGACGUGUGGAGCGCAGGGCGGGGCGGGUGUCGAGGCACUCGUUCGCGGCGACUAUGGCAUCCGUACGGAAGGCAAUGUUGCAAGAGAAAGUCUUCGCUCCGAAGGGGGAGAAGCUAGUUCACGUCAUGCAAGUGAGGACUUCCGAAGAGAAUGAAGAACACUGCCUGUGCAUCGCAGUCACCAGGGAUGAGGAGGUGAUGAUUGUGUAUCUGAAAGUCCCCGCAAAUGGACUGAGGGAAAAAUGCCGAAGGCAGGAGGUUUGGUACUUGGAAGACCUGGUAUUGGUGGACGGAAGAGAUGCAACGAAAGACAACCCUCACCUUGACAUGCACUUUCAGACUCUCUGCACCUGGGAAGCCUCCAGUACAGCCGCUAAGUACACCUUCGUUCGAAGCUUAAAGAAAACCAACAAACUCUACCUGCAGAAGGACAUUCAGUUUGUGAAUUUCGACAGCGCUUACAUCCAGGAAACAGGCUUCUUUGGUGUCCCCGAGGAUACAAUACUUGUCAUACAACUGUGUCUGCAAGCCUUCAACUGUAUCUGUCUCCUUGGCUCUUUGUAGUGGCUAGAUCACUUAAAGGGACUACUGGAUAAUUUAUUAUAGAUUAUAAGCUGUAUUACUUUGUACUGAAUAGCAGAACCAGAGGACACGGCCUGCUAUUCAAUGGGGGAAAAUUCAGAACUAAUCUGCGGAAACGCUACUUCAGUGAGCGAGUAGUAUACGGGGCAAGGGCGGGUAAAGGGGUUGAGCUGCAGAUUAGCCAUGACCUUAUAGAAUGGCGGAACAGGCUCGAGGGGCUGAAUGGCCUCCUCCUGUUUCUAUGUAGUAAAACGUAUAGUACGGGCUCCCAAGGGAGACGGUGGAAGCAGAAAAGGGUCGAUUCUUUCAAGAACAAAUUAGAUAGAUUCUUGUAAGGAAGUAACAUCUCGGGGUACGGUGUAUACGGUGGUUUGGGACACGACAUGUCACGCGAGGGCCAGGCUGCUGGGAGGCGAACUGGAUGGACCUCGGUCUUCUUUCGCCUGAAAAUUCUUAUGAUUCUUAAAGCAAAUAAAGGUGUGAACAAAUAAGACUAUCA
Messenger RNA from Callorhinchus milii (elephant shark), 1632 nucleotides. It is a transcript of the gene exoc1l, whose product is annotated as exocyst complex component 1 like. NCBI's taxonomy places the organism in Eukaryota, Metazoa, Chordata, Chondrichthyes, Chimaeriformes, Callorhinchidae. The record is from RefSeq and is a predicted model, not a curated record. Bases 606 to 1115 code for a protein of 169 amino acids. The transcript is spliced from 3 exons.